Messenger RNA from Lagenorhynchus albirostris (white-beaked dolphin), 1568 nucleotides. It is a transcript of the gene FAM131C, whose product is annotated as family with sequence similarity 131 member C. The record is from RefSeq and is a predicted model, not a curated record. Bases 156 to 986 code for a protein of 276 amino acids. The transcript is spliced from 7 exons. NCBI's taxonomy places the organism in Eukaryota, Metazoa, Chordata, Mammalia, Artiodactyla, Delphinidae.
AGCGGCGGCUGAGGCGAGCGGAGCCCCGGCCCCUUCUCCGCUCGUCCGCGCUUCCGCUACGCCAGCGCCGCGCGUGAGCCCCGAGCCCGAGGAGACAUGAGCGCCCGGCGGCCCGGCGCACCCAAGGCGCAGCGGCCCGGCCCCGCGGCCCCGUGAUGGGCUCCUGCGUGUCGCGAGAUUUGCUCACAAGUACCCACAAGGACUGCCCCAUGCCCCAAGGCACGGCCCCCCUGAGCCCAGACUCGCCCUCCGGCCGCCCACCCAUCGUGGCCCCAGACCAUGUCAUUGGCAAGGACAAACAGAUGGAUUUCUGUUGGGAUCCUUGGCAGAGGUGCUUCCAGACCACCAACGGCUACCUGUCCGACUCCAGAUCCUGCUCCAGCAACUACAACGUGGCAGCCCUGGCCACCUCGUCCCUCGUGGGAGUGGUGCAGAGCAUCAAGGACCACAUCACAAAGCCCACGGCCAUGGCACGUGGCCGCGUGGCCCACCUCAUCGAGUGGAAGGGCUGGAGUGCCCAGCGCUCAGGCUGGGAGUUGUCCACAGCCGAGGACGAGCAUUACUGCUGCCUCCCAGAUGAGCUGCGCGAGGCCCGCUUUGCUGCAGGGGUUGCCGAGCAGUUUGCCAUCACGGAGGCCACACUGAGUGCCUGGUCCUCGCUGGACGACGAGGAGCUGCCCCCAGAGAACAGCCCCCAGGACGUCAUCCAGCUACAGGACCUGGAGAGCAUCUACCUUCAAGACAGUCUUCUGAGUGUCCCCUCGCAGGAUGACAGUCUUCUGGCCUUCUCCUCCCCCGAUGGAUGGCCCUCAUCUGACGAGCCCCCCACCAUAGCCUCUGGCCCGCAGCCCCCCAGCCCCGAACAGCAGCGCUGGCAGCGGCUCCUGGGGGCCCCGGGGCCCGAGAGUGGGGCCCGCCUGCAGGGCUCCCUCCCAUCGGUGGACAGUGGCUCCCUCUCGGAGGAGGACGAGGUGUUCUAUAACUGAGGCGGGGGCCGGAGCCUGCUCACGCCGUGACCUUGCCUGGUGGGCAGCCCAGGUGUAUCAGGACACCAGGGUCUGGCUGGGCAUCUCUUGACCCCUCAGGGCAGGCACGGGGUGGGUGCGGCAGGGAUGGGGGCCAGCAUUCCUUGGGGACCAUUCCGUGCCUCUGUGGACCUGCCCCCCGCAGUGGGAGCCGUAAUCCCCUUCUCCCUCUUUACUCGGCUCAGGCGGGCACCUUCCCCUGCAGUUUCUGCCAUCAGCGAGCUCAAGGACUCUCAGCAGACAGCAGGCAGGCCGCCCAGAGGGGCCAACAGCCAGGUUCCCAGGCAGACAACCGCGGAGGGGCCUGGGAGACCCGCCUCGACCCCAGGGCUCGGUUCCUCGCCCCUCCCCUCUGUGCUCCUGCCCCCCCCCCAGAGGCGGGGUGGCCUCCUGGGGUACCUAACAUCUGCUCCUUAGUGCUCUUCACGAGGAUUCUGUCUCUGGAGUGUCUGUCUGUCCGUCACUCUCUGGAUCUGCUCCCUGGUGCCCUGCUCCCCCCUCCUUGCUCUCUCCUCCCAUCUCCCUGAAGGUUCUCUGAAGACA